This is a messenger RNA of Hippocampus zosterae (dwarf seahorse), 1346 nucleotides long. RefSeq names its product mediator complex subunit 7 (gene med7). Bases 291 to 1052 code for a protein of 253 amino acids. Gene Ontology annotation, molecular function: transcription coregulator activity. The transcript is spliced from 2 exons. NCBI's taxonomy places the organism in Eukaryota, Metazoa, Chordata, Actinopteri, Syngnathiformes, Syngnathidae. Gene Ontology annotation, cellular component: mediator complex. The record is from RefSeq and is a predicted model, not a curated record. Gene Ontology annotation, biological process: regulation of transcription by RNA polymerase II.
CCGCCCGUGAGAUGCGCGUCAAUUUAUUACUCUUACUUUCUGUUUACUACUUUUUCUUCAUUUUUGGGCGGAUCCUGUUUAUUUCAAUUUGCAUACCAAUGUUAGAAGGCGGAUUCCGAUUGGCUAGGGUCGCGUUUUAUUUUUGUUUAUUAUUUUUUGUUUAUAUUUUUUGUUUUUUAGAAGAAAAACAAAACUACAUCCACGUGUCAACAGCAGGAACCAAUGAGUGCUUCAGAACCUAACGAGCAGGCUGGCCAAUCCAAACGACGAAACUGAAUCACAGCAUCAUCAUGGGUGAACCACAGCAGGUUAGCGCCCUGCCUCCUCCACCUAUGCAGUACAUCAAAGAGUACACGGACGAGAAUGUCAGCAAAGGUUUUGCCCCCAAACCACCACCACCCAUCAGAGACAGUUACAUGAUGUUUGGAAAUCAGUUCCAGUGUGACGACCUGAUCAUUCGGCCUCUGGAAAGCCAAGGCAUCGAGCGGCUCCACCCUGUGCAAUUUGACCACAAACGUGAGCUCAAAAAGCUCAACAUGUCUAUCCUGGUGAACUUUCUGGACCUUCUAGACAUCCUCAUCAAGAGCCCUGGCAGUAUAAAGCGAGAAGAAAAGCUGGAGGACUUGAAACUUCUGUUUGUUCACAUGCACCACCUGAUAAAUGAGUAUAGGCCACAUCAGGCCAGGGAGACUUUGCGAGUGAUGAUGGAGGUUCAGAAACGACAGAGACUAGAUACAGCAGAGCGGUUUCAAAAGCACCUGGAGCGGGUUGUGGAGUUGAUCCAGGGGUGCCUUGCCUCCCUGCCUGAUGACUUACCGCAGUUGGAGGGCUCUGACAGUGCUAGUGACGGACCACGAACUCUGAUUUCCGGGAGCGGUGUGGGGCCUUCUGGCCAGGUUCCAAGGCUGAAGACAGAGCCUAUGGAUUUGGAGGAAGCAGGAGCAAGCUGCAUGGCAGCAGGUCACCAGAGCAAGAUCAUAGCUACCAUAAAAAAUGACAAAAUGUGGGACAAAGAUGCAGCCAUGUGUAGUAUCAUUGACAAAAUUGCCUAGUAGUCUCUCACUUUCUAUACUGCGGAUGUUUUAAGUUUGAUUUGAGUUUAUUUAAAAGUGUUGUACCUGUUGUUUUAUGGCCUCAGGAAAGACAAUUAUCCAUUCAUCCUUGCCUUGACAAACGAUCAACCUGUGCAGAACUGUGGGGGGAAAAAAACUGAAAAUAGAAAGAUUAAAAAAAAAUCUAAUAAAGAUAUUUUCAGCUAAACGAGAGCAGUUGUCUGAACAGUCAUUAUCUCACAGAGUGAUAUUGUAAUGUUUUAUGUAGACUGGGCUCAUUUGUUCUGCAUAGGA